UGAUCAAAAUUACGUUGACUUGGUCCUGCCUCUUCGUUCGUUUUUAAGCAAUAAAGCUGUCGCUACUUCAUACGUAGUAGUUGUCAUUAAAAACCACUUUUACCUUGAGGAACGCUGACACCAGCGACCUGGUAAUCCCUAAGCCUCAUCCCGAGCUCAUGCGAAGAAAGAAACGAGGGGGCAAAAAGGCCCAAUUACGCCGGAUUAUCCGAAGGAUGCACGAGAUUUUCGGUAGCUCAGUUCACCAACGUCCCCGCCUAGAGAUCGUUGCCGAGGAAGUCCUCGAUCCGGUGACGUUGGUCAUUCAAAAUCCGGUUAACCGGUUACCAAAUUCGGGUAUCGUGUCAAGUGAAGUUCGUGAGCCGUCAAGCUCGUGUAUUGUUGAGCCGUCAGGCUCUGGUGGUGUGAUCCAACAGUUGGAAUCGGUUGCCCUUAUAAAAGAACUAGGCCUUCAAAGUUCGUCCCAUUCAGAGGAGGAUUCAAGGGAGAACCCGACUUUCUAGGGUCCUAUUGUCCGAAAACCGUUCAAACCAACUCAAAUAUACCGCUUUUUACGUACGAGAAAUCAAAUUUCGCCGGUAUUUUUGUAUCGAAAUUUAUCAUACAUGAAAGAACGCAUGUCAAGGAGUCACAAAACUCGUUGUGGAUUUAGAGUUAAAUCGAUAUUAGAGAAGUUGAUGUUGAAAAAUAAUGGUCAAAAUCCAGAAGUCCAUGGUUACAUGACCCUUACUUUUCUAGGUUUUUAUGAUAAGAAAAUCGAAGUAUCUCAAGAUCCCGUUAAAGUAGAAACAUUAUUAUUAAAAAUAUGUCACAAAAAGCGAAAAGAUGUGACUUCGCCAAUAAUGCAGGUAUCGGUUGGAACUAGUGAAGUUCCAAUCAAUCCGUCGGAGGAUCAUCCUCCACCGAAAGCACCCACUAUUUCCAUACCCAAUGAAUCAUUUAGUUUGGACAACGGCCACGUUGCAAAAACUUAUAUGCUGCUUUUAAGAGUUUACUGUAUGUCUAAUAACAACAGCUGCCUUAUAAGUAACUGUGAUUUAGAUACAGAACCAGCUCAGAAACGACGUAAGUCUUCACCAGGAAACUACAAAUGUGGAGAACAAGUAAAACUUUAUGGUUCAGAAUUGAUCGUUUACGAUAAGCACAAUCGUUGCCUUCUAACGGACGGUGACUAUGAAUUGGGCUUACAAGAAGUUCAAACAAACGUUCGAUCAAGUCCUAAGAAACAUAGCUCUUGGGAACCAAUUGUUGAUAUUAAAGAGUCUGGUCCUUUUGAAGUGUUCAGUCGAAGUCCGACAUUAAAAUUUAGACUUAAUUGGACGGUCGAGCCAAGCAAUGGCCUCGUCGACAGACCCACACUUAUUCAUCCAAUACCUAAUGGCGAUAACAAAGAAAAUCGUUCAGAAAACAUAGAUUUAGAUCGAUGUGGUACAAAUAAUAAUAAUAAUAAUAUUAACAAUAAUAAUAAUGAUAACAGUAGUAAUAUGAGUAGUAAUAAUAAUGCCCUUCAAAAUUCAAAUUCGUUGACCCCGUCGAAAAUGUCUUCAUACGAAAAAAUAUCAAAGUCGGAUGGAGCUCAGCAGAUUGUCUAUCAAUUUUUAUAUAACAAUAAUAGUCGUCAACAAACCGAGGCAUGCGAAGAUCUACACUGUCCUUGGUGUUCGUUGGACUGCGGCAAGCUUUACUCUUUAUUAAAACAUCUUAAACUUUGCCAUUCGCGUUUCACUUUCACAUAUGUGCCAAUAUCGCAGGGUGCACGGAUCGAUGUCGCUAUAAAUGAGUGUUAUGAUGGCUCUUAUGCAGGAAGUCCUCAUGAACUUAUUUCCCAACCUUCUGGUGUUGCAUUUUCACGUACUGGACCUACAAGACGUACGAGUGUGACAAAUAUUUUAGUAUGUAGACCAAAGCGAACCAAACCCAGUCUUUCAGAAUUUUUGGAGCUCGAUGAAAAUGAAUUUGAGAGUCAGCGGCCUUAUAUAACAGGUCACAAUAGACUUUAUCAUCAUACAGUAACGUGCUUACCAAUUUACCCAAAAGAAAUGGACAUUGACUCAGAGGGAGAAAAUGAUCCUAAAUGGUUGCAGACCAAAACUAUGAUGAUGAUCGACGAUUUUACUGAUGUAAAUGAGGGCGAAAAAGAAUUGAUGAAAAUGUGGAACUUGCACGUUAUGAAACACGGAUACGUUGGCGAUUGUCAGAUACCUUUAGCCUGUCAAAUGUUUUUAGAAUUCAAAGGAAAAGAAUUACUGAUGAAAAAUUUGUAUCGCAAUUUCGUUUUGCACAUGAGCAGUCUUUUCGAUUUCGGGUUGAUAAGUCCCGUGAUUUUGUACCAGACUAUUCAGAAGCUUCAAGAAAUAAUGAAAGAAGGCGGGGAAGAAGGAGACGUAAGAAAAAUAUUACGAAAAUCCCACGAAGCUCAAGUCGAACGUUGGGUUUCCACAGGCAUGUACGCAUCCGUGGAGAAUCAAAAGUCCUCUGGCGCGAGCGUUAAAACUCAUUUUAAUAACGAAGUCUGCAAUUCAAAUGCCAGACGAAAAACUUGCAUGCAAAUUGGAUCCCCGCCGUCUUCGCAGACCGUGAAACCCGUUCACAAUACGGUCAGCAAACAUGCCAGCAUGACCAGCACACCAUCAACAAAAUCCAUCCUGACAAAUCCCAACCAAACGUCCAUCCCAUUCGCGUCUGUGCAGAACACGUUGAAGAAAAUUACAACGGAUGUUACUGUGUCUAGUAGCAAUAACGUAACCAAAGUAUCGGAGGUCAAUGGGAGCUCGAACAAUUCCAAUCAGAGUAAUGAUCCACCGGCCAGAAGGAAAAGCACCAACUCGAUUGUCUUGUCAACGAACAAUAUGGUGCCGUUAAGAAGGAAAUCGAUGGCUAGUGACACCGCGAACACUGAAUACUAUAGAAGAAAAUUACUUCUGGACGCCAUGCCACCCGGGAACGGUGUCAGCCAAAAAGCGGCUGUCAAUGGCGAUACUUUCUGAGAAUAAAAAAAAUAUGUGAGGUUUUUUUUUAUUGCGGAGAUUGUACUUUUCUUUUGUACAGUAUUUGUUACGGAUAAUCACUAUCAAAAUUAUAGUAAUUAUAUAACUAGUUGAUAGCAAGGUAUUUUUCAUUGUUUUAGUUAUAAAAUUAUUUUCAUAUUUAAUUACAGCGACACGAAAAAAUAUUAUUUUUUUUUUAUUACUGAUUUAUGUAAGCAUAUAUCGAUCGUCGUUCUCAGUAGGAAACACUUGGUUACAUUUUUGUAAAUUAUACUCCGUGCUGAGCGCAUAAGUAAUUACUAGAGUCGGGAUUUUUGCUUUGAUUUAAAAAUAAGUAAUUUUUAAUGUUGGAAAAUUUUGGAUAUUACGGCGGAAAUAUUGGUGGUAUGAAAAAAUUUUUUUAACAAAAGUUGUAGGAAAUUUAAUUUUGGAAAAAUAAUGUCUCUUAUAAUUUUUUCAUAAGACUAAUAAGAAAGCCGGUAUGUCAAAAUUAUGAUUUUCAUAAUUAUCAAAAAUUUGAAACGUUCAUUAUGAAUCUUAAUUUUGGGAGUGCGGUGAAAAUAUUGGACGUAUAAAAAAAUUUUUCAAACAAAAGUUGUAGGAAAUUUAAUUUUCGAAAAAAAAUGUCUCUUAUAAUUUUUUUAUAGGACUAAUACGAGAGCCGUAAUUCAAAAUUAUGAUUUUCAUAAUUAUCAGAAAUUUGAAUAAUUCAUUAUGAAUCUUAAUUUUGGAAUUGCGGUGAAAAUAUUAAUCGUAUACAAAAAUUUGUUGAACAAAAGUUUUAGGAAAUUUAAUUUUGGACAAAAAAUGUCUCUUAUAAUUUUUUCAUAGAACUAAUACGAAAGUCGUAAUGUCAAAAUUAUGAUUUUCAUAAUUAUCAAAAAUUUGAAUGAUUCAUUAUGAAUCUUAAUUUUGGAAUUGCGGUGAAAAUAUUGGUCGUAUGAAAAAAUUUUUCAAACAAAAGUUUUAAGAAAUUUAAUUUUCAAAAAAAAAUGUCUCUUAUAAUUUUUUCAUAGGACUAAUACGAAAGCCGUAAUUCAAAAUUAUGAAUUUCAUAAUUAUCAAAAAUUUGAACCGUACAUUAUGAAUCUUAAUUUUGGAAUUGCGGUGAAAAUAUUAAUCGUAUACAAAAAUUUGUUGAACAAAAGUUGUAGGAAAUUUAAUUUUCAAAAAAAAAAUGUCUUUAUAAUUUUUUUAUAGGAUUAAUAAGAAAGCCGUUAUGUCAAAAUUAAGAUUUUCAUAAUUAUCAAAAAUUUGAAACGUUCAUUAUGAAUCUUAAUUUUGGAAUUGCGGUGAAAAUAUUGGUCGUAUAAAAAAAUUUUUUAAACAAAAGUUGUAGGAAAUUUAAUUUUCGAAAAAAAAUGUCUCUUAUAAUUUUUUUAUAGGACUAAUAAGAAAACCGUAAUGUCAAAAUUAAGAUUUUGAUAAUUAUCGAAAAAAUUUGAAACGUUCAUUAUGAAUCUUAAUUUUGGAAUUGCAGAGAAAAUAUUGGGCGUAUAAAAAAAUUUUUUAAACAAAAGUUUUAGGAAAUUUAAUUUUGGAAAAAAAAUGUCUCUUAUAAUUUUUUCAUAGGACUAAUACGAAAGCCGUAAUGUCAAAAUUAUGAUUUUUAUAAUUAUCAGAAAUUUGAAUAAUUCAUUAUGAAUGUUAAUUUUAGAAUUGCGGUGAAAAUAUUGGUCGCAAACAAAAACUUUUUAAACAAAAGUUUUAAGAAAUUUAAUUUUCAAAAAAAAAAUGUCUCUUAUAAUUUUUUCUUGGAACCAAUAUUUUCACCGUAAUGUCAAAAUUAAAAUUUUGAAAAAUUAGUAAAAAUUUGAAUCAUUCAUUAUGAGUCUUAAUUUUGGAAUUACGGUGAAAAUAUUGGUCGUAUAUACAAAUCAUAGGAGACAUUUUUUUUCUAAAAUUAAAUUUCCUACAACUUUUGUUUCAAAACUUUUUUUCACAAGACCGAUAUU
Microplitis mediator is the source of this 4942-nucleotide messenger RNA. It is a transcript of the gene Su(z)12, whose product is annotated as polycomb protein suz12-B. Gene Ontology annotation, molecular function: chromatin DNA binding. The coding region runs from base 606 to 2987 and encodes 793 amino acids. Lineage: Eukaryota; Metazoa; Arthropoda; Insecta; Hymenoptera; Braconidae. Gene Ontology annotation, cellular component: ESC/E(Z) complex; nucleus. The record is from RefSeq and is a predicted model, not a curated record. The transcript is spliced from 9 exons.